This is a messenger RNA of Strigops habroptila (Kakapo), 2718 nucleotides long. RefSeq names its product mitochondrial ribosomal protein S5 (gene MRPS5). Gene Ontology annotation, cellular component: ribosome. Gene Ontology annotation, biological process: translation. The record is from RefSeq and is a predicted model, not a curated record. Gene Ontology annotation, molecular function: structural constituent of ribosome; RNA binding. Lineage: Eukaryota; Metazoa; Chordata; Aves; Psittaciformes; Psittacidae. The coding region runs from base 1155 to 2369 and encodes 404 amino acids. The transcript is spliced from 11 exons.
CAGUACAUCAAAAUGCCUGUACUGCAGAAGAGGUCAAUCAGACCGAAAACUCCACAGGUUUUGCUGCACAGGAAAGAGAAAAAUAAGAAGGAAAAAAGCUGCUGUGAAUCGUUAGCAGUAAAAUAUUUCCUGCCUCAAAAACUGUUCUGAAAAAGCAGGAAAUCAUCUCCUAGCAUUCUGCUGCCUUUUCGUUCUUCGUAUAGCAAUACCUCAUAGCCACAGCAGCAGGCACCAUGCAGAAGAGGGCAUGAUUUCCGCCCCGAGAGGGCCGCACCGAAGGACGCUUUAACUGCCACGUCUUCUUACACUUGCUGUGAGACUCGGGUCUUGAACAGUUCCUGAAGUGUAUUUAGUGCUUAAACUGCUGCAGCUCAAGGGGGAAAGAGAGCUGCGGGGAGAGUGCAACCAGGGUUUGACGGCAUUAUUGCCAGGCACACGGAAGCUUUCUAUGCCACAGGCAGAGUUCACCUCCGUUACCACAGCUUUCACUGGAGCCCACCUGCCCGCAGCAUUCAUGGAACACCAGGCUUAGUGCACUCUGAGCGGCAGUGCGGAGCCUCAGUAGAGCUGUGAGGGCACACCGCAGUUAUCCGAGCACUGCACAGCCCACUGCACCUCAGGUGUGUGAACACGGAAUGGAACCACCGGAAUAGACACAACGACUCCUAGGGAAACCGUACGAGCUCCAUACCGAGCUUCGGUUUCGGGCAAAGCCCGGCACCGGUGACGUUCCCCGCCCAGCUGCAUCCAUAGCCCUCUCCCGCAGUGCCGGCGGCGGCGAGGGCAGCGAACGCGGCGGUAGCAGCGGGCAGCGCUGUGCUCCCGCUCCCCUGGGCCGCGGGCGGCCAUGGCGGCCCCAGCCCCCCGUGAGAGCAGCGCCCGCUCCCGCCGCGCAGCGCCCCGGCGAACGUUGGGGUCCUGCGGCGAGCCUCUGCUGCGGGGCUGUUCGGACUGCCUGCUGGGCCGUUGACUCUGCAGCUGCCCUUUGGGACGCGGCCGGGGCAGUGGAAGCGUUUCUCUAAGGCUGCAGCUGAGUGUCAGCCGUUGGUUUUCGGCGCUCCGCCCCAGUUUCCCUCACGCGGCACGUCGCUUUUUUAUCAGGCAGUGCUCGGGACAGCAAAAGACGGCGGCUGAGAGCGGGGGAAGGGGACAGUAUGGCGGUGGCGGCGGUCGGCCGGGCCUGCGCUUAUGGCGCCUUCCGAGCGGCGUGGCGAGGGUUUGCUUCUGUGCCGGUGAAAGGGAAUCACUGUUCAUAUUCUAGCCUGGCAUGGGCUUUCCAGACACGAUGUUCCAUCUCUGCCCCCUGGACUGUGACAGUAGAGCAACACAGACAAAGCAGUUUCUUCAAUACAUUGACAGCUGAUGAGCUGUGGAAAGGAGCUUUGGCGGAGACUGGUGUGGGAGUAAAGAAAGGAAGAGGAAAGAGAAGGAAGAAAAAGCUAAGGAAGAAUCUGAAUAAAGGCCAGGCGAUUGGUGAAGGACGUUCUGGAUUCCUCUGGCCCGGUCUUAAUGUUCCUGUGAUACAAAGUGGGAAAGUCCAGGCAAUUACACAACGAAAAAAAGAAGAACGAGAGAGAAUUCAGUCUGAACUUAUUCAGCAGAGGGAUACAUAUGAGAAGAGAAAAAAGAUAAAAAUUAAGAGGCAGGGAGGCUGGAGUGGGAAGUGUUGGGGAGGUGUCAUCCUGGAUCCUCCUGACCCAGGUCCUAAUGGAGAAACUUUUGAAGAUUUUGAAACAAGAGUCAUUGAGGUGAAAAAUGUGUUUUCUAUGAAUGCAAAGGAAGGCAGAAAAAAGUCAAUACGUGCCUUGGUGGCUAUUGGAAAUGGUAAAGGAGCUGCAGGUUUUGCAAUGGGGAAAGCAGGUGACAGGAUGAAUGCUUUACGGAAAGCAAAGAAUAAAGCAAUACGCUGCUUACAUUUUAUAGAGCGGUAUCAGAACCACACUAUUUACCAUGACAUUACAGUGAAAUUUAAAAGAACAACCAUCCGCAUGAAGAAGCAAAACAAAGGGUAUGGUCUUCACUGCCACCGAGCUAUCAUCACCAUCUGCAAACUAAUUGGUAUUAAAGACAUGUACGCCAAGGUUUCUGGAUCCAAAAACUUGAUUAACGUUACCAGAGCUCUGUUUAAAGGCUUGACAGAACAGGAGACUCACCAGCAGUUAGCGAACCAGAAGAGUCUCUGUGUAGUAGAGUUCCGGGAGGAGCAGGGCCCUCUGCCCAUCGUUGUGGCACUGCCUGAGGGGACUGUCCGGGAGGAUCCCGAGCCUGAAGAUGAGGUUCCAGACAUAAAGCUGGAGUGGAGUGAUGUGAAAGCAGCUCAGGGAAUGAAGAAAUCUCCGUGGGUGAAUGUCAGACGGACAAUAUGGUAAAAGCUUCAGUCCCUCUGUCUCUUCUGCUCAGAGAUGCAACAGGGAAAGCCAGCCCAGAUGGACAAGUUGUCUGGGCUUACAUUUCAGAGGAGGGCAUCAUAAUCAUACCAUUCAAAUUGCUGCUGCCAUUGCUACCAUUCUGUUUGCUUUCCCACAAUUCUUCUGACCACUGUUCUACUAGGGACGUUCAGAUGGAAACACUCAGUGAACAUGACUUUGUCUUCAAGCAUGCAUUUACUUGAUUCCUGAAGAUGAUGAGUAAUCAACAGAUCACGUGUCUUUCACAAGCUUUUGGGAAACUACUGGAAAGAUAAGCUUGUGAAAGCAAUAAAGAAUCCUCAGAAUGAGC